AUGAAACAAACCAAAACCUGCAUUUUUUCAUAUACGUUUGUCAUCUUUUUGGUAGCAUAUAAAACAAACGCCAUCUCACAAAAUGACAAAGAAUUUCUUGAAGCUCAUAACAAGGCCCGUCUCCGUUCAGGUUUGCCAGCAUUUUCCUAUGAUCAAAGCCUUGCGAAUUUCGCACGCAAGUAUGCAUCAACACGUGCGAAUGAUUGCGCUUUAAAGCAUUCAAAUGGGCCCUACGGUGAAAACCUGUUUUGGGGUAGUGCUGAUGGUGCGUCCAAAUGGACCCCGAAGGACGCUGUGUACGCUUGGAUAAAAGAACAUAAUUAUUAUGACAAGGCAACCAAUUCAUGUAUGCCAGGGAAAAAAUGUGGCCAUUAUACACAAAUUAUGUGGCGUGACACCAAAAAGGUUGGCUGUGCGUUAUCAUAUUGCAAAAAUAAAGGCACUUAUGUUGUGUGCGAGUAUGAUCCUGCAGGAAAUGUUGAGGGACUUUCUCCUUUUGUUGAACAUGAUCCCUACGUUUAUAGUAAUUGA
This is a messenger RNA of Lactuca saligna, 531 nucleotides long. Lineage: Eukaryota; Viridiplantae; Streptophyta; Magnoliopsida; Asterales; Asteraceae. The record is from the annotation of a GenBank genome assembly.